AUGGCUCUCUACAAAGUGAUCUGUGUGGCAGCUCUGCUGACUCUACUGGCAGCAGAGUCUCGCUCACAACCAAAUGUCUCCAUACUGGACCCACCGCCAGAGGACAGGACCACUGACAUCACCUCGGACAGAACAAUGCUAACAGAUGAAUUUACUCUGUCUUCUCCUACCUUGAGACAGAAGAGAGCGGCCAGUUACUAUAACCCGAUUCCAAACUCCAACUUGAGAUGGGUGUACAGGAGUUCUGGUAGUCGUCUCCCUGCUGGAACUGUGUAUUAUGACAACGGGUACACACAUCGUCGUGACUAUAUUUGCCAUUGUCGUUGUGCAGCAGGUUUUCAUGCCGCAGGAAGCAAUACGUGCAAAUACGCGUAUGGUUUCAAAGAACAUACAUGCACUAAGUUUUAUCUCCUGGUUAACAAAGACAAUUUUGAGAUUUUUGAGUUUAAGUCCGGUUCCUAUGGUUCAGUGCCUAAGGAUGCAAUCAGGACCUGCCGUAAUGUUAACAUAUUUGUUGGGAAGAACGAGUAUGGUCUUGGGAAGGUGGAUGUCAGAAAUAAGUCCUUCUAUCUUCCUUGGGAGGGUUGGGAGUACAAGUACAGGCAUUACCAUGUCCUGGUCAUGAGCAGGAGAGUUAAGUCAGACCGCAUUUCUGAUGUCAAGUACAACUUUAAAGCAGCUAAAAAGAUUAGUCAUCCUCCAGAGGUCAUGACCAAGGCUUCCAGUAGCAAUUAUCAGUGUAGAACAGUUUCCAAAACAGUUCAUCUCUCAAAGUCGUAUUCAGAAGAGAAAAGGUGGGACAGUACCACCUCCAUCUCAGUUGGUGUCACAGCCAGCUUCACUGGCAAAAUCCCAUUUGUUGGCGAGACAGGUAUUGAGGUCAGUGCUUCGGUAACAAAGGAUAUCUCCAAAGGGAGCAGCAUAAGUGUGUCGAAAAAUCUUGCUGUCGAUGUGUCGGUAACUGUCCCACCAAACCACUCCUGCGGUGUCAAAAUUAUGGGACAUAGGUACACAACAAAAAUCCCAUACACAGCACGCCUCACCCGCACGUACAAAAACGGGAAAGUCAAAUCGACAACCACCACUGGGACAUUCAAUGGUGUCAAUGUUGUAGAUUUCAGGUCUGUUGUAGAUCGCUGUGUCCCUCUUCCCAAUGCUCAGCCUUGCAAGUAA
This is a messenger RNA of Scomber scombrus (Atlantic mackerel), 1173 nucleotides long. RefSeq names its product natterin-3-like. Lineage: Eukaryota; Metazoa; Chordata; Actinopteri; Scombriformes; Scombridae. The record is from RefSeq and is a predicted model, not a curated record. The coding region runs from base 1 to 1173 and encodes 390 amino acids. The transcript is spliced from 3 exons.